UUACAUGUUGUAAGUCCGAUGAUGUCAGUUUGAGGAAAAAAAAAAAAAGAGUAACUUGCUCCCAACAGUUCUCGUCAUGAUUUCAAUGCGAACGCGCCGUUUUUUAUUGUUUACAUUCUGAUACAUUAUUUUUUUUAUUGGAUAUCUCCAGCUGAAUUGCACGCACGCACUUAAUGCUUUUACAUCUUCUUAACGAGAGAACUUGUAACCCUUCCGAGAUAUAAGUAUGUCAAAAGAAACGGUAAUCAAAAAACCUCAGGUGGGCCACACAGGCCCGUUACCUGUGCCGAUCAUCAGGGCUUUACCGCCGCAGAUAACGAAACUGAUGAAAGAGGAAGAUGAGGAGACCUGGAUAUCUGGAGAAGAGCUGUGCACCGAGGGUAGCAGCGACGACGAGGAUACCUGCAGAUACAAGAAAAACGACCAGUCGUCUUCUUCGAAACCUCGUUAUCCGCCAACAAACAUCAAAACACAGGAGGAAUCUUGUCCUCGGGUUGAAUGUGUUGAAUCGAGUUCGAAGGGCGAGUCAUCGGUGAGAGACCACCAGGAAGCGAGCGAUGACGAUGACCGUGAUGAUAAGAUCUCGUGGAAAGCCAACAGAGAUUUGUGGAUUUUUAUCGAUUCAAAAAGGAGUCAUGAAAAAUUAUGGUUGAGUUUUUUAAACUUUACAGAUGAAUCAUUAGGAGGUAGAGUUUCAGCCCUGCAAGGGUAUAAACGAAGAUGCGAAGAGACGGAUCAGUGGGUGACGGAAAUUUAUAAGGAUUUUUUGAAAAGUUUUAAGCAUUUCGAAAACGCGGAGAGUGAUUUGAUCGUGAGAAGGAGUGAAAGUCUCAUAGAUGAAAUGAGAAGGAAUGUAAAUUUUUUUGACUCCAAGAUACAAGAGUUGCACAGUCGCGUAGAGAUAAUUAAAGAAGAAACAAUGUUAAUUCAAAGAGAAAAUCGAAUAAGGCUGAGAGAAGUUGUGAGAAAAGAUCCUAUAGAAUCGAACAGCAUAGCCCAAAAUACGAAAAGUUUUAUGGAUUUGUGUGUUGAUGCGUGA
This is a messenger RNA of Copidosoma floridanum, 1039 nucleotides long. RefSeq lists its product as uncharacterized. The record is from RefSeq and is a predicted model, not a curated record. NCBI's taxonomy places the organism in Eukaryota, Metazoa, Arthropoda, Insecta, Hymenoptera, Encyrtidae.